Messenger RNA from Ostertagia ostertagi, 270 nucleotides. The record is from the annotation of a GenBank genome assembly. NCBI's taxonomy places the organism in Eukaryota, Metazoa, Nematoda, Chromadorea, Rhabditida, Trichostrongylidae.
AUGUUUUCGUUUCUCGUGUGGGUCGUUGGCAAUGUCCUGCAUGUUGCAAAAAGGCGGGAAGAACUGCGAGAAGGCCGGGUGGAAGAUUUUCAGCAUGGAAGACCGCUAGUGGUGAAGCCAAGAAGACGUCGCCUACAAAUCUCCAGGGCUCUGACAAAUCCAGCAGUGAAUCUAGCGAGGACUCCGACUUCGAAACACUGUCUCAUGAAAGCUUCCAGGAUUGCUCCGACAGAGCUUCUCCGCAUGCGAAAGUCAGAAAACUAUCGUUGA